AGUGCUCCUUCUGCAGUCACUUCUACCUCAGCUUGUUCUUCUAUUGAUUCUGUCUCUGCUGGUACUAUGUCUUCUGCUAAUUCUACUUCUAUAGGUGCUAGUUCUUCAGUAACUUCUUCCUCCACAGGUGCUCCUACUUCAGCCUUUUCUUCAUCUGCAGGUGCUCCUUCUGCAGUCACUUCUACUUCUGCUUGCUCUUCUACCAAUUCUGUCUCUGUACUCCUCCGGUAG
Messenger RNA from Saccoglossus kowalevskii, 231 nucleotides. RefSeq lists its product as uncharacterized. Lineage: Eukaryota; Metazoa; Hemichordata; Enteropneusta; Harrimaniidae. The record is from RefSeq and is a predicted model, not a curated record.